AGGGGACAGGGCAGCCUUCGCUUCCUGCCCCCCUGCCUCUGGAGCAGGCCCCGGCCAGAGGGGCGGCCGCUCUCCUCCCCCACUGGCCGAGCCCAGUCUCAGUGCCAGACAGGAAACCGUCAUUACAGUGGGAGUCUGGGCGGCAGUGGCUGCGAGUCCGGCCGUGGGGAUGGGGUAGGGUUGUCCCUAACAAGUGACCUGGCCUUUCAGUACCUGGCCGCUGAGGGUGGAGGGCAGAGAUUGACCUUUUAUACCAAGCAAGAGGGUUCUCCAACCCCCAGCUCAUCCCUGGGCCCCCAGCCAGGCCUUGGUGCUCUGUCUGCUUUGGGGUCUCCGAACUGAGGAUGCAGCUUAAGGUAGAAGAAUGGGCAGGGGCUCCAGCACUGAUCAACGCUGGAAUCUUGGUUCUGCUAGUACCUUGCUGUGUGGCCUUGGCUCAGCGCUGGCGCAGCGAGAACUUCGAGAGGCCCGUGGACCUUGAGGGCUCCGGGGACGACGACUCCUUCCCCGAUGAUGAACUGGAUGACCUCUACUCGGGGUCGGGCUCGGGCUACUUCGAGCAGGAGUCGGGCCUUGAGACAGCCAUGCGCUUCAGCCCAGAUAUGGCCCCGGCGGUGUCCACCACGCCCGCCGUGCUGCCCACUACGGACAUCCAGCCCGUGGGUGCUCCGUUUGAAGAGCUGCCCUCUGAGCGCCCUACCCCGGAGAUGGCCACCAGCACCCCAGUGGUGACCGAGGUCCCAGGAGAGCCCAGCCAGAGAGCCACCACCGUAUCCACUACCACAGCUACCACUGCCGCCGUGACCACAGGGGCCCCGGCCAUGGUGCCUGCCACAGUGGCCACCGCCACCCCCAGCACCCCUGCGGUACCUCCUUCCACGGCCACCGCUUCUGUUGUAAGGACCACCGGCAUCCAGAGGCUUCUGCCGCUUCCACUGACCACGGCAGCCACGGCCCGGGCCACCACCCCGGCGGUGCCCUCACCUCCCACCACAGUAGCUGUCUUGGACACAGAGGCCCCAACACCCAGGCUGGUCAGCACAGCUACCUCCAGGCCAAGAGCCCUCCCCAGGCCGGUUACCACCCAGGACCCUGACAUCCCUGAACGGCGCACCCUGCCCCUGGGGACCACUGCCCCUGGACCUACGGAGGUGGCUCAGACCCCAACUCCGGAGUCCUUGCUGACCACAAUCCGGGAUGAGCCGGAGGUGCCAGUGAGUGGGGGGCCAAGCGGGGACUUUGAGCUGACGGAGGAAGAGACCACGCAGCCAGACACAGCCAAUGAGGUGGUGGCUGUGGGUGGGGCUGCGGCCGAGCCCUCACCCCCACCCGGGGUGCUGCCCAAGGGUGCUCGCCCAGGCCCUGGCCUCCUGGACAAUGCCAUCGACUCGGGCAGUUCGGCCGCUCAGCUGCCUCAGAAGAGUAUCCUGGAGCGGAAGGAGGUGCUUGUAGCGGUGAUCGUGGGCGGGGUGGUGGGCGCCCUGUUCGCCGCCUUCCUGGUCACGCUGCUCAUCUACCGCAUGAAGAAGAAGGACGAGGGCAGCUACACGCUGGAGGAGCCCAAGCAGGCGAGUGUCACCUACCAGAAACCCGACAAGCAGGAGGAGUUCUACGCGUAGGAGCCCCCGGGCCCCCCGCAGCCUCGCCGCCGCCCCUGCGCCCAGUCCCCGCCCGGCCCCGCCUGCCCAGGCCUGGGACUGGGCCCCCGCGCCCCCUCCCCGGCGUCCCAGGACAGGAGGCGCUGCCGUCUGCCGCGACAGGAGGAAGGCAGCUCCUGAUUGGCUGGUGGUGGAGGGGCGGGGCUCGAGGUGGGCCUGCCCCCUGCCCCUGUCCCCGCCCACCCUGGCCCGGCGGAGGGCUCCUUGCUGGGGAGAGAGGCCCUUGGGCUGGCAUCCAGGCCACGCAUCUGGCAGACUCAGCCCUUAAAUCAUCCGGACACUGCAGCCCCUCACUCCUUCCCCUCGCCCCUCUCUCCUGGGUGAGAGAGUGUCCCUUGUCCCCAGCCUGUUCUGUCCUGGUUCCCAUUCCCUGCCACCCUAGAACACAUGCCCCCACAGGCAUCACCGCUUUCCAGUCUUCCCCUGAAGAAAUGGCUGCCCGAGGGUACCCUGGCAGGCAGCGGUGAGGAGGGGCCACUCCAACGGGCCUCUGCGGGGCUCUGCGCUCACCCCUUCUCCCACACUGUCGCACUCAGGCACACACGAGACAUCAAGCAAGACAUCACGCACCAACAGAACCACAUGCUACCCGACCAUCCCGGCCAAUCGAGCCCUGUCGCAGCCACGCACACAUUCUCCCGACGAUGUUUAUUCUCACGCAUUCCCUACGCACCCCCCAAACAAUCACUGCAGGCCACUAGGCACGGCCACCUGAACCAUGACCGGGCCCCCGCCUCUUUCUGCCCACCAUGUCCUCACCUGCACACCCACCCCGACACAACACACCUGGUCUCGGGGUUUCAGGCUCACGGGGCGGGUGGAUCAAGCCGAACAAUCAGCCCAUAUUGGGUCACCCCGAGUCACCCUGUCACUGCAUCGCCACUGACCCCGGCCUGUGUCAGACCUGAUCCCUCGUGGAUGCACAAUCUCACGCCACACAGCCUCCCUCUCAUGUGGGGGAGGCAGGUGGGCCCUGGCUCUUCCUGGAGUGAAGCCUGGUGUGGGGGAAGGUGCCAGAAGUCCCCCAAGGGCCUGGCCUCCCCCUUGCCAGUUUCCCUCCCCCCUGUAGCCACUGAAGGGGAUGUUUGGGGCCAGCCCUCCACCGGCUGGGAGCCUUGGGACUUCCCCAAGGCUGACGAAGGAGCAAGCUGGCUCCUGGUAUUGAGUUGGCUCUAGGCCGUGGAGGGUGCUUGGGUCUCCCAGGACCCUGGGCCCCCGCUGGGGAGGGGGUGUGUGACCAGGCCCCUGGUCUCCCCGCACCCCCUCCUGGCUCUCAGCGAGGGGGCUGACUGCCUCCCAGGACACCAAGUCUCCAAAGUGCCUGAGAGGGCGUGCCCUGCCCUCGGCCUCCCCCUGCGCCACAGGGGCCCGCCCCUUGGAUACCUGCCCACCCAUUUGGCCAAACAGCUGGUACUUGGGGCCAUACCUGGAUGGACCCACAGCCGGAAGCAGUCCCUCCCAGAUGAGCUGCCCAUGGCCAGGAUCAGAGCAGGGGGUGGGAGUGGGUGGGGGUGUUGCAGGCCCCAGCCCACCUUCCCCUUCUGGGGCCAUUUCCGUAGAUAUUUUCAAUGUAGGGUCACAUUCCUUUUGGGGGAGGGUGCGCUUGGUAAGGGGGUGGGGGGCACUUGGAGUCAAAGGGCUGUCGUGUGAGUUGUGACCAGCUGGUGCUCACACCCACACCCACCCCCUCACCCACAACCCCAAUUAAAGUCAGACACCCAGGUUUUAUUUCUGUUCCCUUUUCAAAACUUCCCGGAAGCAGAUUUCUGCAGGUUGAAGGGUGGGGGCUGCCUGAGGCAGUGAGGAUGGGGUUCCAGGACAUCUCCCACAGCCUGCCUUUUCCAGAGGUCUUUCUCCCAGGCUAGGGCUCCAUCUUGUAGACCCCAGGGCCCCCCUCGGCAGAUCCGGGAGGCUUGUGAGGAGCCCAGCUGGCCCUGGCCUUUGAGGAGGGGUGGGAAUGGGAUGAAAGCAUCCUGGGCCUCACUUCAGUCAUCCCUGGAACAGAAGGGUUGAGGGCCAGGGAGUGGAGGAGACCAGAAGUCCCAGCCUCUCUGCCCUGCUCCCUGGGUGGGCUCCUGUCAUGGGGACAGCAGCUCUGGUGAGAAGUCCUGAGCAGGCGGAGGCUGAGAAACCAGGGAGCAUGGAGGAAAGGGGCCCUGGACCACCCAGCGAAGACCAGAGCAUUCUGGCCCCAGGGGGUGCUGGGAGCCCGUGGAGCCCCCGCAGUCAGAGGUCCUGGAGUAGGUUUAGGCUGGCCCGGGUGGGCCUGGCUCCUCCCAUCCCCAGGGCCAAGUUCUAAGGUGGUGUUUGGGGCUUUCCCUCCAGGCAUUGGGUCUCUUCUCUGUUUUCUUAGCAUUUGAGAAGGUGGGCCUUGUUUAGGGAGCCCUGGGUCCAAGACAGAUGUCCAGGCUUUAUCACAUGAAGUCUAAUACAAUCUGACCAGCCCAAAUCCGCUGUGGCCAGCCCUUGCCUACUCUGGCCUGUCCAAUUAAGGUGAGGCAAACCAAGUGAGAGUAGUUGGUUAAAAGGAAGAGCUGGAGCUCUCCAAGGUGCAAUGUGUGGGUGUAGGGCCCUCACUCCAUGUGUGCAGGGCCUGCCCAAAUAGAUUCCCAGAUACCCCAGUGCUCCCGGGGGAAGGCGUCCUGCUGGGACUGGGCAUCUCCUGGAGGUGAAUUCUGAAUGAGGGAGUUCUUGCGUGGCUUGAGAACCUCCCUGGGGCCUUGGCUGCCAGACAGCAUGAGUAGGGUGGGGUCUAGAGAGCUGGGGGUUGGGCCACUCUAGGCCUAGGGUGGUGCCCAUCCCCCACCCCCCACCCCUCGGCUGUGACUUCUGGAGCCCAGGCUGUGUCCCCAGGGGUCUGGAGGGAUGAGGUCUCUGGAGUCAGGGAGGGGGCACCUUUCCUGCAAGGCUUGUCCCUUGGUCAUCCGAGGGCUGGACCGGGAAGGCCUGUGGGCAGGAGCUAUGGGUGCUCAGGUCAGACCCCUGGGGGUCCAAGACUAUCUUUCAGGCCCCCAGGCUGGGCACCGCAGCACAGGGAGCAGACCUGCCUCUGCCUCGCUCGUGGGGCAGGAGUGGUGGCCUCUUCCAUGGCUCCUGGGUUUCUCCUGACAGCCACAACCCCGGACUGGCCUCCCCAGGCCUGCCUGUAAAUAGAAGCCCAUGAACUGUACAGAUAGACAGAGCCGCCGAGAUGUUGCCCAGGCGUCCCCCAGGUGCCCGCCUGGCACCUCAGUGCAUCCAGCCCCAGGGUGGACAGUGCAUGUAAAUAUUUUUCGUAGGCAGCGUGGCUCCAGAGAGCCCCCUGAAGACUGUGUCCCUCUGUCUGGCGUGUCCUUUUCCUGUACAGAUCCCUCUAAGAACCCACUUGGGGUGGGGCAGGGAGGCUCUGUCUGUCCCUCACCAAGGCCUUCCUUGCCCUUUUCCCUAUAACCUGUUUAUUAACUGUACCUGCCCCGAAUCCAUGGCCAAAACUUUAAAUAAGAAAAAGCAGAGGAAAAAGAGACGAAGGCACCUGCCCCGCUGUGGGUGUUCACCUGUUGCAGCCUCGUGAAGGAACUGGUUUUUGUUUCUUUUUUUCUUUUUCU
Molecule: messenger RNA, 5242 nt
Organism: Choloepus didactylus (southern two-toed sloth)
Lineage: Eukaryota; Metazoa; Chordata; Mammalia; Pilosa; Megalonychidae
Gene: SDC3
Product: syndecan 3
Exons: 5
Coding region: 345-1619 (424 amino acids)
Biological process (GO): cell migration
Cellular component (GO): cell surface; membrane
Source: RefSeq, a predicted model, not a curated record